UCAGCGCGAGCUUUUCCGAUAAACUCCGACUUGAACCGUACAUACGCGAAAGAAGCCGAGCUGGACCGGAGCUGUCCGGAACAUCCGGCUCUAGCUUCUCAACAUAAACAGCAAUGGCGGAGGCAGCAGUAGCGUCUACGGCGAGUUCACCAGUAACAGGAGGUUGGACCAAACACGUAACCUGCAGAUACUUCAUGCAUGGUUUGUGCAAGGAAGGAGACAACUGUCGAUACUCGCACGAUCUGAGCAGCAGCAAACCAGCAGCCAUGAUCUGCAAGUUCUUUCAGAAAGGAAACUGUGUGUUUGGAGACCGCUGCAGGUUCGAGCACUGUAAACCAACAAAGAACGAAGAGUUGCCGACCUCCCAGACGCUGCCGCUGCCCUCCGCCUCGCUGGUUGGCCCGUCAGACCCAGAACCCAGUGGGUCAACAGGGGCACAAGACUGGGUCAAUGCUGCGGAGUUUGUUCCCGGACAGCCAUACUGUGGACGAGCCGAGCCGGUGAAGGUGGAGAGCUCCGGCCCUCUCAUUGAGGAGUUUGACAGUGACGCAGCACCGGCUAACAAAGAAUUGAGGAAGCAGCUCUGUCCAUACGCUGCGGUCGGAGAGUGCCGCUACGGAAUCAACUGUGCCUAUCUCCACGGUGAUGUGUGUGACAUGUGCGGCCUCCAAGUGCUCCACCCCACUGACAACGCCCAGCGCUCUGAGCACACUAAGGCGUGCAUUGAGGCCCAUGAGAAAGACAUGGAGAUUUCAUUUGCCAUCCAGCGCAGCAAGGACAUGAUGUGUGGUGUGUGUAUGGAGGUGGUGUUUGAGAAGGCUAACCCAAGCGAGCGCCGUUUUGGCAUCCUCUCCAACUGCAGCCACUGCUACUGUCUAAAGUGCAUUCGCAAGUGGAGGAGUGCCAAGCAGUUUGAGAGCAAAAUCAUCAAGUCUUGCCCAGAGUGUCGAAUCACAUCCAACUUUGUCAUCCCAAGCGAGUACUGGGUGGAAGACAAGGACGACAAGCAGAAACUCAUCCAGAAAUACAAGGACGGCAUGGGGAGUAAACCUUGUCGAUACUUUGACGAGGGCCGUGGAACGUGCCCCUUUGGCUCAAAUUGUUUCUACAAGCAUGCCUACCCCGAUGGACGGCUGGAGGAAGCUCAGCCCCAGCGAAGACAGACCGGAUCCAACAGCAGGAACCGGAACUCGAGGCGAACACCGCUGUGGGACAUCUUUGACGAACGGGAAAGCACUGACUCCUUUGACAACGAGGACGAGGAGAUGGUGACGUUCGAGCUGAGUGAGAUGCUCCUCAUGCUGCUCGCCGCGGGGACCGACGACGAGGUGACAGAUUCAGAGGACGAGUGGGACUUGUUUCACGAGGAGCUGGACGAUUUCUAUGAGAUUUACCUAUAGCAGCCCCACACACUAACCCCCACCCCCACCCCACCCUCGCCUCUCCCCACCUGUAUACUAGACACUAGAAUGGACUGUCUUGUGCGAGUGAUGGACAGUAGCUUCUUCCCCACCCCAUGUAUUGUGGCAGUGCCUUUAAGCAGGCCAUUAAUAAAUUAACUUCUAAAAGAUAAAAAAGCAAAAAAAAGUCCACCACGUCAGUGCGCUCGUGCUAAACAUUUUCUAGACAUCUAUCCUCGUGAGUCUAUCUUGUGCGGUUCAUGUUAAGAGGUAAAAUAAUAAAAUGACAAAAAGAACUCAAUAUAAGAUUUAACAGAAAUUAUAACGUUCUUCAAAUAUUGCUAAUAAACAUUGUCAAGUUUAUUUGUGGGUGUGGGUUUGACUUGUUUAUCAUCUACCCAGGUGUAAAAUAUACUUCUGAGACUCUAAGGAUGCACUCAAACUUACUCAGCACCAUUUACUGUAACCGUGAUGGGCAUGUUGUAAGAUUUUACUUACGGUUUUUUGAAGGCCGGAACUUCUGUUUGUUUUUUUUUUGUUUGUUUUUUUUGUUUUUGUUUUUCUUUAUUAAAGCUGCUGAUAGCCAAUAUAUUGUGCUGAUGUUUAAUACAUUUACCAUAAUCCUUUUCAUGUUGUACUGAGAAGUAUUUAAUGUGUCCCCUACAAAUCUCUACUUGCGUUUUUCAGGGUUAAAGAGUUUUUCACGAGGUAUUUAGAACAGAGUGCAGCCAAAUUUUAGGUUUGUCAGCGUGUAAAGAAAAAUCUUAGUGUAAAUGACAUGAGGAUGUUUAAAUAGAAUAUGACCGUUCCACAAAGGCAGAGGGAAAACCACAUGUGGCCCUGGUUUUCCAGCUGAAAGCACUUCUUUUUCUCACACUGUGUAACCUCUUUGUACACAAAAUGUAUUUAGACAACUUCAAAUCUUUUUCUACUCGUUCAUGAACUUCAACAUCUCAUACAGUUUUUUUUUUGGUUUUUUUUUUUUUUCACAUUUUUACCAAGGCUGAUCUCCAAACACGAUUUGGACUGAAAUUUCUCAGGCGCACUACUUUACGCCCACACAGUGCUCAGUGCUGCCAGUGGUAACAAAAUGGUGGUCAGCUUUCUGUAUCUUCCAGCUACUAGUGGCAGCACUGCAGACACACAUACACACACACGCACACACACACCUGUGCACCUGUUGAAAUAUUGUGGGAAAUGUACUGCUCUGAAUGAAGAAUGAAUCUCAUGUGCUGUGAAGUGUGCUGUCAGAGUAACAGUCCACUUUGGCUCCAAACAGUUAAACGGACAAAAUCAACUGUAUUUGAACACUUUUCCCGUCCACCAUCCUGAAUCUCAGCAUCCACCAACACCUGUGGUACCCAGAGGCAAGUCCCUCCUCAAAGCCAGGUUAAAGAGUCCACAUUUGUGAUUACAAAGUCUUCAGCAGACUUGCAGUGCAGAGAAUCAUGGAGCUGAGAUCCUUCAUUUCCCACAGUCCCUGUGUGAAGUGUACAUUCACUGUUUUCUGUUGGCUUCACUGAGUAAUGCAUAUUGAGCUUUGCUGCUGAGAUGCUCAUCCACAGACUCCUGAUCGCUGGUCUCAACCUGUUGAACUCCAUUGGAAUGCAUAUGUUUAUACUGAAAUGUGUGUUUUCUAUGUUCCACAGCCAUCCAUCUUAACUUGAAAUUAAAGUUUAUUAUCAAUCUCU
Molecule: messenger RNA, 3091 nt
Organism: Larimichthys crocea (large yellow croaker)
Lineage: Eukaryota; Metazoa; Chordata; Actinopteri; Sciaenidae
Gene: mkrn1
Product: makorin, ring finger protein, 1
Exons: 8
Coding region: 114-1400 (428 amino acids)
Biological process (GO): protein polyubiquitination
Molecular function (GO): ubiquitin protein ligase activity; metal ion binding
Source: RefSeq, a predicted model, not a curated record